Molecule: messenger RNA, 1169 nt
Organism: Alosa sapidissima (American shad)
Lineage: Eukaryota; Metazoa; Chordata; Actinopteri; Clupeiformes; Clupeidae
Gene: ssr2
Product: signal sequence receptor, beta
Exons: 6
Coding region: 86-682 (198 amino acids)
Cellular component (GO): endoplasmic reticulum; membrane
Source: RefSeq, a predicted model, not a curated record
CAGGUGGCAGUAUUGUGGCCCAGUACCUGGUAGGUCAACGGCGUCAGCGAAUGAAAGAAGAAGAAAUCAUAGUGAGGAAUCGCGCAUGCGUAACAUUCCUUUUCUGACUCGAAGGAAGAAGACGAAGAUGAGGGCCCUGUGCUUGUUUGCUGUAGUUGCUUUGAUGGGUCUGGUGGCAGGUGAGGAGGGAGCUCGUCUGUUGGCUUCCAAGUCCCUGCUAAAUCGUUAUGCUGUGGAGGGUCGAGACCUUACUCUUCAGUACAACAUCUACAACGUUGGGACCAGUGCUGCCCUGGAGGUAGAGCUGUCAGAUGACUCCUUCCCCCCUGAGGACUUUGGCAUCGUCUCUGGAAUGCUUAAUGUGAAAUGGGAUCGUAUUGCACCUGCCAGCAAUGUCUCUCACACAGUGGUGUUGCGUCCUCUCAAGGCCGGCUACUUCAACUUCACCUCCGCCUCCGUCAGCUACCUGGCCCAGGAGGGUGGACAGGUUGUGGUUGGAUACACCAGUGCUCCAGGUCAGGGUGGCAUCCUUGCCCAGAGAGAGUUUGACCGCCGCUUCUCCCCCCACUUUCUGGACUGGGCUGCUUUCGGAGUGAUGACUCUGCCCUCCAUCGGCAUCCCUCUGCUCCUCUGGUACUCCAGCAAGAGGAAGUACGACUCACCCAAGGCCAAGAAGAACUAAAGCGCAAACUCACAACUCAGAGGGGGAUUGGGGUGGGGUGGGGGGGUCCUGCUGGGGGUGGCAGGGUGAGGCCAGGGGUAUUUUUCAAUUAAGAUUGCCAAGGGAAGAGGGUUUGGGCUUGUUUUUUUUUUUUUUUCCUUCGUCAAAUAAUUUAAUUACCCAUAUUGGGGUAAACUGUUUCAAAGAUCAUGUUGUUAUGGAUGCUGGAAGGAUGUCCGUCCUUCCUUCCCUGCGUAUGAUUUGUAAUAAGGUUUGGGUCGGGGUGAGACUAAAGCCGCAUGCAUGAUGGGAUGGUGCUGGAGGACCUGUGUGCAAGCAUGCCCAGUUGCAGCAAACAUCACUGCGGCCCCUUUGAAACAGUCACCUGUCUGAAACCCUCUUGAGCAGUGAGGACUAGGGCCAGAGGAACGGUGGAGCCCUCUGCUGGGUCAGUCUGGCAGUGUUUUUUUUUUUGGGAAAUAAAGUGGGUUUCCUAUAAAAACAAAAA